AUGAAGAUGAAGCUAUUCACCACGAAGAUGAAGGAGGAGGAUUCAGUGAUGAGCCACAUCGCUGAAUUCAAGAAGAUCGUCGCCGACCUAGUGUCGAUGGAGGUGAAGUAUGAUGAUGAGGACUUAGGUCUUUUACUGCUAUGUUCUUUGCCAAAUUCGUAUGCAAAUUUUCGUGACACCAUACUUUUGAGCCGUGAUGAACUAACCCUAAAGGAAGUUUAUGAGGCUCUCCGAUCUAGGGAGAAGAUGAGAGGCAUGGUGCGAGAAUGA
Miscanthus lutarioriparius is the source of this 270-nucleotide messenger RNA. The record is from the annotation of a GenBank genome assembly. Lineage: Eukaryota; Viridiplantae; Streptophyta; Magnoliopsida; Poales; Poaceae.